Suillus subaureus is the source of this 1404-nucleotide messenger RNA. RefSeq lists its product as uncharacterized. The transcript is spliced from 3 exons. Bases 1 to 1404 code for a protein of 467 amino acids. Gene Ontology annotation, cellular component: nucleus. Lineage: Eukaryota; Fungi; Basidiomycota; Agaricomycetes; Boletales; Suillaceae. Gene Ontology annotation, biological process: regulation of transcription by RNA polymerase II. The record is from RefSeq and is a predicted model, not a curated record. Gene Ontology annotation, molecular function: RNA polymerase II cis-regulatory region sequence-specific DNA binding; DNA-binding transcription factor activity, RNA polymerase II-specific.
AUGCCUGCUGAGAGAUCCCGGGGCUCAUUGAAGCGCGAGUCUUCAGAUGGCGCUCAAUUAACUUGGACCCUUCCUCUUGAGCCUGCGUCUCCUCAGAGCAUUGCCUUCGCACCGAACGUAACACCUAUAACUUUCAACGAACCACUUCUCAACGUUGAAACUACCUUUGAACCCGUGCUCUUUCCCACUCCUACCGGGGAAUGUUCCUCUCGCCGGCCUACGCAUAGCAAAAAGCGGCCCGACGAUCAUAUCCCCCGUCCUCCUAAUGCCUUCAUCCUCUUCCGCUCGUCCUUCAUCAAAAGCCAGCACGUAUCCACAGGAGUGGAAACUAACCACAGCACGCUUUCAAAGAUAAUCGGUCUUACGUGGCAGAAUAUGCCUCAUGACGAGCGUCAGAUCUGGCACGCAAAGGCAAAGAAGGCAUUGGAGGAUCACAGGCGGAAGUGGCCGCAGUAUGCUUUCCGUCCUUCCCAUACAAAAGCGAAGGGUGGGACCGAGAAGCGGAAAGUUCGGGAAGUCGAGCCGAAGGACAUGAAGCGUUGCGCGAAAAUUGCUGAGCUCCUUGUAGAGGGCAAGAAGGGCCAGGAGCUCGAAGACGCAAUUCAAGAAUUCGACCGCACACAUGUCCCUGAGGUUGUUACGCGCUUCGAGGCUCCCAUGACCGCUCGAGCAUAUCGCCGAUCUUCAUCCGCUCCCAUUGACAACUCGGAAACGAAGAAGCCAUUCCUUUUAUCCUCACCUGCGCCCCGUCGUGUACGUGCUACAAGUAGCCAUCCGUCCCUCUCGUCAACACGGAACUCUCAGUGGGAUGACCUUCCGCCAAGAUCCGAUAGUUUGGCGUCAGAGCGCUGUAUCGAUGUCUCGGCAUCGUCAUCAUUUAUUUCAUCAGAUUAUUCUUUCCCUGCGAAACCGCAACCUUCAUUGGAAUUUGAUCCUUUCAUGUUUGACGUAGCGUUUGGCAAUUCGAUAGCGUCCGCGGGCCAAACUUUCCCUGAUUUUUCUCCUUCACCGUGCGAGACGCGGGUUCAAACACCUUCAUUAGUUAUCGAUACUACACUGGGCAGCUCAGCCUGGUCGCAAGCUUCAUCGCCCUAUUGUAACUCUCCAGCCACACCUCAUUUCCCCAUCGAUCCUUCAUCUUUCGAUACAUUGUGCGCGGAAGGCGACGAUCCAUAUAUGACUGGUUCAUUUUCGUUCAACAACUCCUAUCCCCUUCCUAGCCAUGGAGGAUUCCCAGACGCUUUCAACGCAUUUGGUCACCCCGCAAAUUUGGACCCAUCGUCGUUCUCGAACGAAGAUUUCUUCUCGAAAACCCAAUUUUCCGUGUUCGAGCCAGAGAAAUUGGAGCUUGCCAGCGUGGAUAUGGAAUUUUCCGCGUUCAUGUCGUCAUUAUCCGCCUUCUGA